AUGGUUUCGAGACAAAUAUCACCAUUAGCUGUUCAAAAUGCUAUGGAUUCAGUUCAAAAUACAUUAAGAUUUGAAAAUGAUGCUGUUUCAAAUUUAUCAUCACAAUAUCAAAAUGAUGAAUAUUCAAUGAAUAAUUUAAUUCAAAGUAUUUCAAUAUUAUAUAAUUCUGUGGUUUCAAAUAAUGGGAAGAUUGUUAUCACAGGAGUUGGGAAAUCUUAUAAAUUGGGAUUAAAAUUAGUAGCUACUUUAAACUCAUUAUCUAUUCAUGCUUCUGGCUUACAUCCUACUGACGCAUUACAUGGAGAUCUAGGGUUGAUUAAUCAAGAUAAAGAUUGUUUAAUAAUGGUUACCUCAAGUGGUAAUACUCCUGAAUUAAUGGAAUUAUUACCUCAUUUUUCAACUACUUUACCAAUCAUUUUGUUAACUUGUUCAAGAAAAUCAAAACUAUCCGAACAUAAUCAAAUUUCAAGUUUAAUAUUGGCUGAAUUAUUACCUUGUCAUAAAGAAGAAUUAAUUCAUGGUAUACCCGCCCCAACUGUUUCUUUCACUUUAAGUUUAGUACUUGCUGAUGCUGUCAUAUUAGCUCUACUGGAAUUGAUAGAAGCUGAUGUUACUAAAAGGAAAAAACUAUUUGGUUGUAAACAUCCCGGCGGUUCAAUUGGUGCCAAUCUAAAUAAUCUUUCAAAUAUCACCACAACAACAACAGCAACAGUGUCUACAAAUUCUUCAAUGUUGAGUCUUAAUUCAGCCAUGUCAAGUUCAUCAUCAUAUAAUUCAUCGGAAGCAAGAGAAGAAGAAUCAAUUAAGGAUAUAACAUAUAAAGAUUUACUACAACUUGAAGAAUUGGAAUUAUUAAAAUGGAUAGUUAAAUUUGAUACUAUAAAAUUAAUUGAACAUGAUGGGAAAAUUUGUUUUCUUAAUUGUGAUUUUAUUCAAAAUUUAUAUAAACGUUAUGAUGGUUCAAAUUGGGAUAAAUUUAAAUGGGAAUUAAUACGGAAAUUUACAUAA
Molecule: messenger RNA, 1008 nt
Organism: Candida tropicalis MYA-3404
Lineage: Eukaryota; Fungi; Ascomycota; Pichiomycetes; Serinales; Debaryomycetaceae
Exons: 1
Coding region: 1-1008 (335 amino acids)
Biological process (GO): carbohydrate derivative metabolic process
Molecular function (GO): carbohydrate derivative binding
Source: RefSeq, a predicted model, not a curated record